UUUUAGCUUUCAGACUCUGACUGCCGCUAGGCUGGCUUCCCCAGGCUUCUAUGAGCGUAGCAGAGCAGGCUCCUCUCCCUCUCCGUCUCUCCGUCUGUUUUUAAAACUUUUAUCUGCUUGGCAGAGUAGAGCACACUGUCCUACAUCUGUCUUGGGAGAGGGAAGGAAUUACUUGGCCUUGCACCGUACAGACAGCCUGCCUGCGAACCUCCGACUAGCCUGACUUUCUCCUGAGCCUCUAUGGAGCCCUGGGUUCUGUUCUCUCUAUCGCUCCUGGUCUACCUGUAUUUGGAGGUGUCUGGAGCUGAAGAUGGGGCCCAGGACCAGAGAGUGCUGGCUGGCCAGGGGAGGAGGAGGAGAGGGCCAGGGGAACCAGGGGGCCCGGAGUUCAACCAGCGCCAGCGAGGAGAGCUAGAAUGGGGGAAGAGGAGGAAGGCAGGAGGGCCUGGGCAGGGGAGAGCCAGGGGGAACAGGGACAAUCAGCGAUCUCAAACGCCCCUGGGUCUGACGAGGCUGGGGAGCCUUCCGGCCAACGCCAGAGGAGACGAUGGAGAGUCUAUUUUCAUUGAGUCAUACAAGAGUGUUGACGAGAGACAGUCUAACUACAAUGUCAUCCCGGGUAAAAAGGGCCAGUGUGUYUACCAGGGCAUCACCAUGUUUGAGCAGGCCGUCUGGUCCCCCAAGCCGUGUGUUACCUGUCUGUGUAGCGGAGGGCAGGUGCUGUGUGACGAGGUCACAUGUCCUCGUCAACGAUGUCACUUCCCCUACACCCCCUCUGGCGAGUGCUGCCCUGUCUGCAUGGACACAGCUUCCCGUGGUGAUGUCCUUGACUUCUCUGGCGAUUCCCCAGUAGCCUACGACCCUGACUCUGUGACCCCUGACCUUGACCCAAUCCUUGACCCCGUGGUGACCCGCACCAAGGCCGAGAUUGAGCUCCUGAAUAGAGAGGAGGAGGAGCGUCUUCUCAAGAAGGAAAAGAGGAGGAAGAAACAGAAGGAGGAGGCGGAGAGACAGCGGAGGCGGCAGGAGGAGAGGAGGCACGAGGAGGAGAGGCUGCAAAUGGAGAAGGAAGAGAGGAGGCAGGAGGAGGCAAGGAGACUCAAGGAGGAGGUAGCCAUGAAGGAGCGGGAGAGGAAGCUGGAGGAGGAGAGGAGAAGACAUGAGGAGGAGCUGAAGGAGAAACUGAGGGAACUAGCAGAGCUGGAAGAGGAAGAAGAGGAGGAGGAAGAGGAGGAGAUGGAGUGGCUGCUGAGAGGAGAUGUUUUCCAAAUGUUUCCAGAUGAGCCGACCGAAGAGGACCUCCUUCCUCCUCCCCUAGCCACUCCCACUGACAGAGAAGAGGAGGAUGGGAAAGGAGUGGUGGUACGUAGACCUGGGAUCACCCUCCCGCUAGGUUGUGAUAUCUCUGAUGUCACUGUGACGUGUGAGAACGCUAAACUGACCAACUUCCCUCCUCUCAACAUCCCUGAGCUCAAGUCCCUAAGUCUGGAGGGUAACUCCAUCACAACCAUCCCAGUGGGGGCGUUCAACGGCAUCCCCAACCUGGAGUCCAUCAACCUGGGAAAGAAUAGGUUGACAACUGCUGGCAUCGCCCCACACGCCUUCAAAGGCCUGAAGUUCCUGAGCCGUCUUUACCUGGACAACAACCUCCUAGAGGCGGUUCUACCAGACUUCCCAUCAACACUACAGGAGCUGAAGAUCAACGAGAAUCACCUCAAAGGGAUCGAAGAGAACAGCUUCCAAGGUCUGAGCGACCUGUUGACCUUGGAGUUGGAGGGGAAUCUCCUGAGUGAAGGGAACGUGGAUCCUCUAGCUUUCAAACCUCUCUCCCAGCUCUCCUACCUCCGUCUGGGCAGAAACCACUUCAGGACCGUCCCCCAGGGCCUGCCCCCAUCUCUACUGGAGGUUUAUCUUGAGAACAACCUGAUAGAAGAGAUAUCUGACUCUGUCUUCAACCAAACCACUAACCUGAACGUGAUCUCACUGAGACACAACAGACUGGAUGAGUCCAUGAUAGCACCUCUAGCAUGGAUCAACCACAAGAACCUGGAGUCCAUUGACCUGGCCUACAACCGUCUACCGGUCCCAUCCUACCUGCCCAGAGCUCUAGUUCACCUGGUCUUGGUAGGGAACCAGAUCGAGAGAUCCCAGACGUUUGCAGAGGACGCUAUCUGUGACCCCCAGAACGACGAGGACGCUAACAUAUUGACGCUGCGUCUGGAGAACAACUACAUCGACCCCAGGAAGAUCUCAUCCACCGUCUUCUCCUGCGUACGCUCCUACUCCAGCAUCGUCUUGAAACCUCAGUGGACCAAGACCCAACACAGCCUGACACCUGAGGAGAGGACAGCCCAGUUCAGUCCGGCCCAACCCCAGAGCUCAGUCCCAGCACCCCCAGCAGCCCCAGCUCAGCCCAGUUCAGUCCAGCCCAACGCCAGAGCUCAGUCCCAGCACCCCCAGCAGCCCCAGCUCAGCCCAGUUCAGUCCGGCCCAACCCCAGAGCUCAGUCCCAGCACCCCCAGCCCUGCACCUGAGGAGUCACGAGUAGACCUGCCCCUCAACCUCCACAUUUCAAAGCCACAAACCUCCUGGGCCCUUCCCUCAGGGCCCGUCCCCCAGGGCCUGUCCCCCAGGGCCCGUCCCUCAGGGCCCGUCUCUCAGGGCCCGUCUCUCAGGGCCCGUCCCCCAGGGCCUGUCCCCCAGGGCCCGUCCACCAGGGCCCGUCUCUCAGGGCCCGUCCCCCAGGGCCCGUCUCUCAGGGCCCGUCCCCCAGGGCCCGUCCCCCAGGGCCCGUCCCCCAGGGCCCGUCUCUCAGGGCCCGUCCCUCACCUCAGGGGCCGUCCCUCACCUGAGGGCCCGUCCCUCAGGGCCCGUCCCUCAGGGCCCGACCCUCAGGGGCCCGUCCCCCAGGGCCCGUCCCCCAGGGCCCGUCUCUCAGGGCCCCGG
This is a messenger RNA of Salvelinus sp. IW2-2015, 2946 nucleotides long. RefSeq names its product extracellular matrix protein 2. Gene Ontology annotation, cellular component: extracellular matrix. Gene Ontology annotation, molecular function: collagen V binding; heparin binding; protein binding. Lineage: Eukaryota; Metazoa; Chordata; Actinopteri; Salmoniformes; Salmonidae. The record is from RefSeq and is a predicted model, not a curated record. Gene Ontology annotation, biological process: positive regulation of cell-substrate adhesion; extracellular matrix organization.